CUGGGACAAGUAACCUUCCAAAGUGAGCCUUGCAGCAUUUCAAAAUGUCGACAGCUUGCCACAUUUCGCCACAAAAACAUAAACAUAGCUGAAGUCGCCGCUGCCGCUAAUGAGCGCCGAGACCGCCGUCGAAACCACUACCGCAGCAAAUGAGAACUAUCGAAGCCCCCGUCACACUUUGCUACCUCUUUCUUUCAGACACCACCACCUAAGGUUUACAGUGCAAUAAUGUCAGCAAAGCAUCAACAAGAAUUAAUACACAUCUAAAGUUGUGUAAUGAGACGAAGUUAUAGACAUGACAGUGCUAUACGAAAAAAAGGUCUUCACUUUUAGGAAAGGGGGAAAAGGCCAUUUAUUCUUGUCUUCUAGAGAAAACAAUAGUUAGUGGACUGGUUAUGGAACUAUUGCGGCCUGGUUCGGAAGGAGGGGCAGAGGCAGUACUAAAGCUUCAACCAAACACAUCCCUAUCUGUUGCCUACCAUCCUCUUUUUGGACCCCAUGAUGAUCUAAUGCUUCUUGAGCUUGAUGAGAAACUCCUCCCUGAAUUCCUUCACCAAAGUGUGACUUUGAGAGGGCAACCAAAUGAAGAUGCAGUUCUAUGCACCCAGUCAAAAACCUAUGCCCUUAAAUUCGUAGGGACGUCAAACUCAAUGUUCCUUAUUCCUCCAUCUGACCAGUCAAUCAUAGAAGAUGCCUCUCUUGUGUUGCAUAGUAAAGACCAGAUGGCUGUUUCUUCCGUCCUUAAAGUCGCCCCUGGCUGUAUGGAACUGGUUGAGGUUUCUCCCAGAUUAGAUAAGCUCAAAGCACUUCUCUCCCAAAAUCCUUAUGGUUUUUAUGAUGAUAGGGCUUCUUCAGAUAUGACAGAUCAGAGUGGAUUUCUAUAUAAAUGGGAUGAUCUGGUGGAAAGUAUUCAAGCCAGUGACGGUGAGCUAGCAUCCGGCUUACAAGCUUUGCCUGCAGUAGAGAUUAAUGGAUACUGGAGAAUUUUAGAUGAGCAAUAUAUGGAUGGAGUUCUUAACAUGCUUCUGCACAAUUCAGUCAUCAAGAACUGGUCUUUGAACAUGUUGGAUGAAGAUGAAGUUCUUCAAGUGUUGGAAGGAGAUGGAUUUCCUAAGAAAAUUGCAAUGCACUGUUUGGAGGUUCAUGGGAGUAGAGAUGAUGAAGGCUUGGUUUGGAGGAUGGAUGAGAAGAGGAUCUGUGUGCACUUCGCGAGAGGGAUAUUGAGAGGAGGGAAGAAGAUGAAGAUGGAAGGUUUCAUGGAGCAAUGGAGAUUGAAGAUUCCAGAUGGGAUGAAUGUGACUAUUGAGAUGCUGGAAGGGGAAGUGUUAACUGAGAAGAUGGGGAUAGAGACUUGGGUAUAUGCUUUUAGUGUGUCUUCAUUGUCUUCCGUUCCUGCUGAGAGGUUUUCGAUGCUUUUCCAAGAAAGAGCAAGAUGGGAAUGGAAGGAUAUGCAGCCAUAUGUUAGGGACCUAAAAGUGCCCGGGAUGUCUUUGGAGGGAUUACUUCUGAAGUACACCCGAAGAACCCAACCAACAGCGGAUGCAGAACCCAUAUUCAGCGCAAGAUAGAUAUUAUGUGUAUAUGUGGAAUUAUUGUGGUAAAAUCUUAUAUCGGCUAAAGUGGAGGCUCUUGCACCCUUCCUGUACUCUCAAGUCUCAAUUCGGCCCUUGAAUUAAAAAAAAAAACUGAACUCGAUAGAAUGAUUUAAAUUUCAUUUCUUCAAAUAAUGUUCCAAUCAUCAGGCAUGUCACCUGGUAGGUUGCUGCAUCUGAUGUUGCAUUUUAAUGUAAAAUAAACCCAUAAAAAGUUAUCAAAUUAAUCAAUUAGAGACCGGGGAGAGUCAUCUUAUCCAUUCAAUCUUUUUGGAAGGCCUCUCUCCCUUUCACCUUUAA
Molecule: messenger RNA, 1892 nt
Organism: Cuscuta europaea
Lineage: Eukaryota; Viridiplantae; Streptophyta; Magnoliopsida; Solanales; Convolvulaceae
Source: the annotation of a GenBank genome assembly